Messenger RNA from Dentiscutata erythropus, 787 nucleotides. The record is from the annotation of a GenBank genome assembly. Lineage: Eukaryota; Fungi; Glomeromycota; Glomeromycetes; Diversisporales; Gigasporaceae.
AUGGUCGAACCUGAUCCAACUACUAUUAUCUGGAGAGACCUUGAUUGGAUUCUCGCGCAACCAGAUGGGCUAAACUCGAAUAAUGUCCUAAGUUACUUUGAGACGUCACCAUUUUGGGAUCCACAGUGCAAUAACGCUAGUUUGAAAAUGCAAACGCGUUUUAAUGAUUUAAAGGAUCUCACCAUGCUUUUGAAGAAAAUGAAAGGAAUUGAAUUCCAAGUGGUGCAUGAAAGGCCUCCAGCACUGUGGGUUAUCCGAAAGCAAAAUCGUCUUGGUGAAUGGGAAGUUAACUUAGUUGCAACAUAUUAUAUCUUGAAUUAUAAUAUUCUUCAAGCACCAAGUUUAUACUCGAUUAUCGGAAAUCGCGUUUUGACAAGCCUUUAUCAAUUGCAUAUUGCAUUUAAUACAGCAUACCAACAAGUUGAGUUUCAUCCUGCAACCGGAUAUACAUGGAAAGGUGGAGAUUCUCAUACGGGAACAUCAAGCAAUAAAAAAUCUCGAAUAGCCCAACAAGAUCCUGCUGAAUUAUUAGAGUUUCGUAAUGGAGUAGAACGUGCAUUUACAUCUACUACAAUUAAAAUGACUCAACAAUUGAAUCAAGUUUUUGCACAGUCCCAAGAGAAAAUGAAAGAGCUGACGACUGGAAAUCAAAAUGAUAUGAUUAUCUCUGAAGUACAAGCACCGGAUCAACCACCCGCACAACCUUCAAGUCCCAAUCAACCAAACGCGGAUAAUAUUACUAAAAGACGUAAAAAGAGUGAAGAUAUUGGAAAAAAGAAAAAGAAGA